This is a messenger RNA of Nannizzia gypsea CBS 118893, 1608 nucleotides long. Its product is annotated as Sad1-interacting factor 2. The coding region runs from base 1 to 1608 and encodes 535 amino acids. The record is from RefSeq and is a predicted model, not a curated record. Lineage: Eukaryota; Fungi; Ascomycota; Eurotiomycetes; Onygenales; Arthrodermataceae. The transcript has 2 exons.
AUGAAUCCCAACGCCUCAGAGUCGUCUCCGCUCCUGCAACAAGCGAAACCGACCUCCCAAACCACCCCCCAAGCUGCGACAGCCCAGCGAACCAAGUCCGUCUCGUUUAGUCCGUCAACCAGGGGAGAGCCGACAAAUGAAGCGCAAGAAGGUAUCAAUCAGCAGAGGAAUCUACAUCCCAGUGCUCCCCCGGUCGUAAGAGGCCCAUCGGGACAGCCUGUGCUAGCGGCGUUGAACAGCAAACUCCGACGCCGGCCACAAGAACCAUCUCUAGGGAUUGCCGGCAAGGUACCUACUAUACCGAAGAUUGGCCCACAGAGAACGACAAAGACGACGCAGAAGCUCAAGCUACUGCCAAACCCGGUGACAGGCGAAGACGAUGUGUGGAUUGAAGAUGAGGUCCCGAGAGAUGUGUACUCUCAAAUCACACGGAUCAAAGAGCCCACAGCCAGAAGAGACGCGGCGAGAUUGGGCAAAGGAGAUAGAGAACGGCUUCCCCGAGUUACGGCGUACUGUACGGCCAAUUCAUACAAACUGGAGAGCGUGAUUAGGUUUCUAAAGUCAAGAGCGGCUACAAGAGGCACGAAUCCGAAGCUCUUCGACGAGUGCGUCUAUUCACCGUACCGCUACGAUGAGGACGACAAGACCAAAUCUUCCCGUCGCCGACGUAGUGAAGGUGCUGGUACUGGUCACACUGGAUUCACACCCCUCAAUGAUACUCGCCCACAACUAGACCGCGGGUUCUCCGAUAGCGAGCUGGAGGUAGAGACACACAAGAACCAAGAACGGGAGGAUCUGCUUGAUAUGCGUGAGAACAAUGACGAGCACCUCCAGUCCUUUUCGCCUCCAUCAUCGCCCCGCGCGCUGAUUACGAACGCUCUAUCAGACGAACCCCUCAUCCUAGAUACGGCAAUUGAUACUCCGGAGGUAUUUCUCUUCGACUACGGUACGGUGGUAAUAUGGGGUAUGACUGUGGAGCAGGAAACCCGGUUUCUCAACGAAGUAUCGAGAUUUGCCAACUCAGUGUUGAGUUCAGAGGACAUGCAAGUUGAGAACUUCAACUUCUACUACACCCGAGACUACCAGGCUCGAAUAUACAACGACUUCAUCUCCCUCCGGGAUCCCCGCAGCUACAUGACGAAACUCGCCAUCUCCCACGCACUAUCUCAAUCUGUCAAGACAUCGCUCUUCGAAGACCUGGUCAGCGAAACCAUCACUGCUACGUCGCCGUUGCCAUCGCAGAUCGCUCAGACUGGUGGUGUAAACCUUACGCGCAGACAGAUAAACAUGCAGAUUGGCGAGCUUUUUAUACUUCGAAUCAACAUUCACCUUCAAGGGUCUGUGCUGGACAGCCCCGAACUCAUGUGGGCCGAACCUCGGCUUGAUCCGAUCUACCAGGCUGUGAGAAGUUAUCUGGAAAUGAACCAGCGGGUGGGGCUUCUCACGGAGCGGUUGGAUGUUAUAGCCGAUCUACUUGCUGUUCUGAAGGACCAGUCAAGUCACAGGCAUGGAGAGUACCUUGAAUGGAUCGUGAUCAUUCUAAUCGGUGCCGAAAUUGUCAUUGCAGCAAUAAAUAUCGUUGUCGACCUUUAUGCUGGCUUGGAUUAA